AUGCUUGGUGAAAGAUUCAGCCCUUCUUCCCGAAACCCCCAGACUAACGAACCUAGCCCGUUCUCCCUCCCCCCGUACAACAAGACAGCAACUGCGACGACAGUAAUGGACGAAAACGACCGCUCUAGCGUUAGUGACAACGACUCAGUGCAUAGCCCACAGAGUCGAAAUGAAGCCGCUUCCAUUCAUCCUUCUAGCGCUGAUGAUAAGCCUAAGCCUGCUCCAGGCAAGAAGACUCGCGGACGAGUCAAGAUCGAGAUGCAAUACAUCCAGAACAAACUCCGCCGAUACACCACCUUCUCGAAGAGAAAAUCUGGCAUUAUGAAGAAAACCUGUCUCCACACACCUGAUCCACCACCCCAGGCAUCUGAAUAUGACAUCAGAAUGUCCGCUACAGGCUAUGAGGAGACCGAAUUGGGAUAUGGUUUGAGUGAUGAAGAAGCUUUCAAGCCAAUAAGGAUAUUGAUGGCAAUAAGAAAAACUGACUGGGAUAUUCUUAAAGAAGCAACGCUCACAAACACCAUAUUUUGGAAUGGUAGGCGAAGAUGUAGAGAGAGAAGGUUUAAAAAAAAAACACCUUUAAGAGCUGCAAGAGCGUUAUGUUAUUUCACAAAAGGCUACGAGGGGACUAUAGAAAGUGCGGUGUGUGGUGGUGUAUUUAAGGAAGAUCAUGAUGAGAUGGUAUUAGUCAGAGGGUAUCGAGUUGUACUCUCUAUGUGGAAAUCAUCUUGUACUUUCUAUGGCAAGUAUCUGUUGGGUAUCUACCAAAAGGAAAAAGUACUAGGGCUCAGUAAAAUUGCACGAAUUGUUGAAAUAUAUAGUAGACGACUUCAAUUACAAGAAAGGCUGACAAAGCAAAUAGCAGAGGCUAUCAUUGAAGCCAUUAACCCUAGUGGUGUGGGUGUUGUUGUCGAAGCAACUCAUAUGUGUAUGACAAUGAGAGGUGUUAGUAAGACAUCAAGUAAAAAAGUGACUAGUUCUAUGUUGGGAGUGUUCAGAGAUGAUCCCAAAACAAGAGAGGAAUUCUUGGCACUUACUGGUCACACAGCACGUUGA
Messenger RNA from Gigantopelta aegis, 1056 nucleotides. RefSeq names its product GTP cyclohydrolase 1-like. Gene Ontology annotation, molecular function: zinc ion binding; GTP cyclohydrolase I activity; DNA binding. Gene Ontology annotation, cellular component: cytoplasm. Gene Ontology annotation, biological process: tetrahydrobiopterin biosynthetic process; tetrahydrofolate biosynthetic process. NCBI's taxonomy places the organism in Eukaryota, Metazoa, Mollusca, Gastropoda, Neomphalida, Peltospiridae. The record is from RefSeq and is a predicted model, not a curated record.